This is a messenger RNA of Cucurbita maxima (winter squash), 1642 nucleotides long. RefSeq lists its product as uncharacterized. Gene Ontology annotation, cellular component: cytoplasm. NCBI's taxonomy places the organism in Eukaryota, Viridiplantae, Streptophyta, Magnoliopsida, Cucurbitales, Cucurbitaceae. Gene Ontology annotation, molecular function: ubiquitin protein ligase activity. The record is from RefSeq and is a predicted model, not a curated record. Gene Ontology annotation, biological process: protein ubiquitination. The transcript is spliced from 2 exons. Bases 32 to 1345 code for a protein of 437 amino acids.
AUCCUCGAACGUCAUUUCCCCCAAAAUUUCUAUGGAUUUUCUCUCAAUUCCUAAACUUAAUCUUCAACCUAACGUGGCUCUUCCUGAUCAAACCCACUCCGAUUCUCCUUCUCCGGUGCCGUCUGUCCCAUCCCUCCGCCGCGACGAUCUCCCCAACACCAUGGAUUUCAACCCCUUUGCCACCAUCUCCUCCAUCGUCACAUCUGCCGACGAUUCCUUCCCUUUCGACACCGAUUGGUUUUCCGACGCGGAUUCCGAGUCCGAGCGUGAUGUUAGUUGCUUCGUGACUGAUCUUUUUGAGAAUCGUCGCUUCACCGAUCAUUUGCACGCUUUCAGCGAUUACGAUCGAGGUCUGGAUUCUGGGCCAGACCCAUUUACGCAUUCUGCUAACGACUUGGGCAUUUCGGGAUUUGAAGAUACCGGUGAGAUUGAAUCUCACUAUAUUGAGGAGCUGUGGUCGGCUUUCGCUAUGGAAUCUGAUAGCCGGGUUUCGGAGGUGGAUGUGAGCAUGCCAGUUGCGGAUUCGACUACUAGUGGCCUUCGGAUUGUUGAUGUGGAUUCGGACUCGGAGUCUGAUAACGGGAUGAUUGGUGCUCUGCAACUCGUGACAGGGGAUGAUGGCGAGAAUGAUGCUAAUUGGGUUGAAAAUCCGAAUCCUCUCUCGGAUAGCUUCAGCUUUUGUUUUCAGGGCCAGAGGAUUCCGUACGAGGAUUUUGAAUGGGAGGAGGUCGAGGAACGGGUGGACGAAAGGGAUAAUUUGAGCGCAGUGGUAGAUGGAGCUGAGGAAUUGUCUCUUGCAUCGGGUUUUUCCAACGAAGAAGAAUCGGGUGAAGAAGCGGGUCGAUGGGAAAUCCUAUUGGUAAUGAACAAUAUCGUAAGGAAUACGAACUGGGAACGGGAUAACGAUGCUGAGGCGUACAUAGCGGACCAGGAUGAUUACAUGUAUGCAGGAGAAUACGAUACCCUUUUUGGACAAUUCGUUGAAAAUGAGAAUGCUUUGAAGGGUAGUCCUCCAGCGGCCAAGAGUUCUGUGGAGAACCUUCCUCUGGUUGAGUUAAAAACAGAGAAUCUGCUGACAGAGGAACUCGUUGCCUGUGCCGUUUGUAAGGAUAAAUUUUCAAUGGAGGAAAAGGUGAGGAAGCUCCCCUGUGCUCACUAUUACCAUGAUGAUUGCAUUCUGCCGUGGCUGAAUAUUCGAAACACAUGUCCUGUUUGUCGAUAUGAGUUGCCAACCGAUGAUCCAGAUUAUGAGCGCAGGAAGAGUCAGAGGGCGGGUGGUGGCCUGCAAACGGAUUUGCGGGUCAGGAUGGACAUGGCAACUAUGGAAAAGCUAUGCUCGUGUUGACAUAUGUGCAUUAUAGAAAGUAAACGUAUGAAUGUGCAAAACGAAACUAUUAUAUGCACUUGCUUGAAGAGGAUAGUCCAACUCUAGAAUUCACUUUGCAUUCGUAGGUAAAUUUUCAAGUAGAUUUAACUAGUUAGCUUUAUCUUUUGCAUCUCCUUAUAGCUUCUUGCCUAUGAUUCUUGUCUCAUUAUGCAUCUCUUUAUAGCUUCUUGCCUAUAAUUCUUGUCUCACUGGAGGAGAGUGCAAGAGUGCAAGGGCUGUGUAAUGAUCACCAAUAAAGAUUUUUUCACACUUUUA